Messenger RNA from Parastagonospora nodorum SN15, 891 nucleotides. RefSeq lists its product as hypothetical. Lineage: Eukaryota; Fungi; Ascomycota; Dothideomycetes; Pleosporales; Phaeosphaeriaceae. The transcript has 3 exons. Gene Ontology annotation, biological process: carbohydrate metabolic process. Gene Ontology annotation, molecular function: hydrolase activity, hydrolyzing O-glycosyl compounds. The record is from RefSeq and is a predicted model, not a curated record. Bases 1 to 891 code for a protein of 296 amino acids.
AUGAAGGCUUCCCUCGCCCUAACUCUCCUCCCCCUCAUCGCCGCCACCCCAACUCCUUCCAAACGCGAGCCCGAGUCCGCCCCUGGCCUCGGCGAUCUAGCAAAGAAUGCCGGCCUAGAAUAUUUCGGCACCGCAAUCGACAACGUCGUACUCAACAACACGCAAUACACCAACAUCGCCUUCAACCGCUCUGAAUUCAAAAAAUGGAUGCACAUCGAGCCCGCCCGCAACGUCUUCAACUACACCCUCGGCGACCAAGUCAUGGUUCCCGCCAAAUCCGCCGGCCAGAUCCGCCGCUGCCACACUUUCGUAUGGCACAGCCCAAUUGCCCGACUGGUUAAUGAAGCAUUUGAAGAAGAUGGCUCGUACCGCAAGGAUGUGUGGCUCGACACCAUUGGACCCGAGUACAUCGAGCAUGCGUUCCGUUGGGCGCGGCAAUAUACGAACCCCGGCACAAAGCUGUACUACAACGACUACGGCAUCGAGCGCGUGAACAACAAGAGUCUGGCGGUGCAGAAGAUGGUCAAGGAUUUCAUUGCGAGGGGCGUGCCGAUUGAUGGUGUGGGCCUGCAGGCGCAUUUCACUGUCGGGCGCGCGCCGACGUACGACGAGGUGCGCAAUUCGCAGGCACUCUUCUCUUCACUUGGUCUAGACACCGCACUCACCGAACUCGAUGUCAGAAUCGCGCUGCCCGCAAACGCUACGACAGAAGCAAUCCAAGCGGAAGUCUACGCGAAUGCUACGAGGGCGUGUGUUGAUGAGAAGAAGUGCGUUGGUGUGACGGUGUGGGACUUUUGGGAUCCGGUUAGCUUGGGUACCGUCGGCAUUCCCUGGGAAUGGAGACGCGUGUCUUUGGAGGGAGAAUUUCGAGCGCAAGCCGGCAUACUAUAG